GAGGUCCGAAGCGGAGACACGCAGCUGCGGGACGUUUCCUCUCAGCACCGGGAAUCCAGAGCGUGCACUCUGGGGGAGACACGGUGUCCUCUUUGCGCGCUGAGACUCACUCGGAGCACUUUUCGCUUUGGGUUUGGAGCCGCCGCCGCGUCGCAGAUGAAGAUGCUUCAAACGAGCUGAGAGGCUCUUCCGUCCUGCGGGACAUUUAAGGACGUCCAGCUGUUUGUUUUUUUCUUUUUCAUGUUCAUUUUUCUCUUUUUGGGACAUGACUGCAUGGAUUACCUUCAAACAUCACCUGUAAGAUCUAUUUUGGACUAAAAGUAACGCACGUCUCCAAAGCGCAGCGCCCUCUCUCCAAUGAAAUAUCUCCCCGCUGCGGAUCGACUUAGUAAGCGGAUCGAGCUCAGCGAGACCAGCGGCAGUCCAAAGCCUCGUCCCGGUGCUGUGGUCUCUUUGCUGACCCCUCUGGACCCACUUCGCCAGGCAAAGCGGCUUCCUAUCCGAGUUCUCAAGAUGUUGACCGCGCACACUGGACACUUGCUGCACCCGGAAUAUUUACAGCCUCUGACGUCCGCACCAGUGAGCAUCGAGCUGGAUGCCAAGAAGAGUCCACUGGCCCUGCUGGCACAGACCUGCUCUCAGAUUGGUAAACCAGACCCUCCCUCCUCCUCCAAGCUGGGCUCUUCCUGCAGCCAGGGGGACAAGGAGCCCAGCAGUCGGUCUUCCGUCUCCGGCUUGAAGCUCGGGGAGCACCGCCCCUCCCUGGAGGACAAGUGUAGCUUCAAGCCCUACAACAAAGGCAGCGGAGACUGUCGCAGGGACGGAGUUACCAGCAGCAGCGGCAGCGAUAAAGUCGGGUUCAGGGUCCCCAGCAAUAAUGUUACCACUAAUGGAAAUUCAGGCACUGGCCAGCAGCCCUAUCCGGCCCACGCUGCUUCACCCAGCUGCAGGGCCAGCAGCAGCACCCCGCCAGGACACACGCAGCAGCAGCAGCCUCACAAACAGAGUCAGUCUCCCGGUGGACAGCCCACGACACACUCCCAGACUCCCAAUGGAGAAUCUACGCAUGAGCAGAGCAGUCCUACCAGCACGAGCAGCAAUAACAAUCAUCCCAAAAAGGACCCAGUUGUGAACAAGACCACCCCAGACGGUCCUCACGAUGCAAACUCCAGCCAAGUUCGAGCCAGCACAAACUGCAGCAACGGCAGCUCUGACGGUGGCUCCAACCACGAGGGAGGCAAAGCAGAGUCUGCCCAGCCGAACCUCGGCCCCGGACGCAUUACACCCAUUUCUCCUUAUAAGACAAGCCAGCCGCUCUUCCCCCUGCCCUCCUCUAACAUGGGCUACCACGGAUCUGUAGUCGGGGCUUACGCAGGCUACCCGUCUCAGUUUGUUCCCGGGCUCGAUCCGACAAAGUCGAGCCUCAGCGUGGGAAGUAUGGGAGUUCCAGGAAAGCACCCGAGCUCCAGCCCUCUCACCGGUGCGUCCCCUCCUUCCUUCAUGCAGGGUUUAUGCAGGGACCCCUACUGUCUAAGCUAUCCAAGUGUAUCCCAUCUCGGCGGAAGCAACUGCAACUCCUGCAUCCACGACCCCUCCUCCACCCUCAAAUCAAACUUCCCAUUGGUGUAUCCCUCCCACCCGCUCCACUCCCUCCACCAGAGCUCCCUGUCCUCCAGCGUGUCCUCCUCCCUCUCGCAUCCGCUCUACACGUACGGCUUCAUGCUCCCCAACGACCCCCUGCCCCACGCCUGCAACUGGGUCUCAGCCGCGGGGCCCUGCGACAAACGUUUCUCCACGUCAGACGAGCUCCUGGCUCACCUCCGCACACACACAGCCCUGCCCGUGGGCAUGGACAGCAAGCUGCUCUCGGUAUCCUCCUCUGGACCUGCUUCCUGCCACCUUCACCUCCCCCACCAGAGCAGUCCAGGCUCCAUGUCCAGCUCCCUCUCCCUCAGGGCUCCUCCCAGCCUGGGUUUAGCUCGCUAUCACCCCUACAGUAAGGUUCAUCUGCCCCCUGGACCCUCCUCCAUCUCCCUGCACUCUCUGCCCACCACAGGCCCGUACUACCCUCAUUACGCUCUCUACAGUCAAAGACUUGGAUCUGCAUCUGCUCUGGGCUACCAGUGAUACACCAUCUGCUCACAUGUUUUAAAGGAAUGGUUCAGCAUUUUGGGAAAUAAGCUAAUUCGCUUUCUGGCAGACAGUUGGAUAAGAACAUUGAUGCCACACUCUGAUUUAGCUUAGCUUAGCGCAAACACUGGAUGCAGGGGGAAACAGCUAGCCAGUUUCCAGGUAGAUGGGACUCCAGGAAGUUUCGGUUCCAAGCCAGGAAAUAGUCCAGCACAUAAACUCCUCGUAAACACCAAAUUGACAAUUUUAUGCUUCGGUUUUUGUACGAAUUGACCAAAUGAGAUAUAACUUUAUUUAAUGAGCUUCAGAGGGCUCGUCGGCAGAUCUUAUCUUUGUUGGACACAGCCAGGCUAGCUGUUUCCCCCUGUUUCAAGUCCUUCUGGGAAGCUAAGCUAACCUGCUAGCCAGACAGAUACAAGAGUGAUAUUAUACGUCACAUCUAACUUCCCACCAGAAAGCCAAUGAGCGUUUUUACAAAAUAUCGAACUAUUACUUUAAGUUUGUACUUAAUUGCGGCAAGUUGCUGCUUCCUCUAACUUAAGACUGGAUUCAAGUGAAUCUAGGAUGGGAGUGCAAGUCCUGGAUUUUGACUUGAGAGCAUCUUCACACUUUCUUUCUACAUUGUAUAUGAGAUUCAGUGUUUCUAGGCAGGCUCCACUCCGGAGGCUCAGAGGACCCACGUGGCUCUUGCAUGUCUGCACAUUGCUGGGAUACUUUUACAGCAGACGUGACUUCCCUUCGGUGACUUCUGCCGCCCCGUGGGCUCGGCAAAUUGAUGGUUGGACGCUGCGUAAUAGCACUUGGAUGUUCAGGGUUCUCGCUGCAAAUGAUGAUGAUUUAGUGCAGAAAAAUGUAGUGUGGCAGGGAUGGCAAUAAGCUGCAGCCCUGGCCCGAUGGAAGUCCGGCCACAGUCGCUUUCUCCCUGCAAGAGAUGCAUGUAAGCUUGACACAGCAUACACACUUAACUGUUUAUUCAGCCCCAUGACUUGUGAUGAUUUGUUUUGGUUCCUUACGUUUUGUUUAUUCCUACUGAGAAGUUGUAUUUAUUUUUACCGAGGAUCUGGCUUUCAUGUUCACCACGUAAAUCUCUUCUCAUUUUCCAAUCCUCUGAGCAGACGUGUGGGAAGCCAGAUGACAGAUGUUGAAAAAUGUCGUGUCUUAACACUUUUUCUAGAAUGAUGAAUGUUACAAUCACAUCUCUCUCUCUCUCUCUCUCUCUCUCUCUCUCUCUGUGAACUCCUCAGCGUUUUGUUUUCUUUUUUUUUUUAUUUCCACAGCAAAUCAAUAAAAAUGAGAUGUGAUAUUUUUUGUAAAAUUGGAACACCUUGUGGUGAUAUCCAGUGAAAGGGGAGGUCAUAUUUUGUUAAA
Messenger RNA from Chelmon rostratus (copperband butterflyfish), 3498 nucleotides. RefSeq names its product zinc finger protein 703-like. Lineage: Eukaryota; Metazoa; Chordata; Actinopteri; Chaetodontiformes; Chaetodontidae. Gene Ontology annotation, biological process: negative regulation of DNA-templated transcription. The record is from RefSeq and is a predicted model, not a curated record. The coding region runs from base 358 to 2127 and encodes 589 amino acids. Gene Ontology annotation, cellular component: nucleus. The transcript has 2 exons.